AUUAUUAAAUUUGAUUAAAAUUAAAGUUAAUUCAUUUUAUUAUUUAUCAAGAUUGAACAAUAUGAAAUUAUCACUAAGUGAACAAGGAUGGAAUCGAUUAUUUCUUAUUUUAAAUGGUGUUUUCUUGGUAUAUAGUAUCAUGUUAUUUGCAUUAGGUAUUAAAGCACAAGAUAAUUUGAGACAAUUCAAGACAAUAUUACAAGGAAUUAAUCCACCUAUAUUACCAACGAUUAUAUUUACAGGAUUUAUUGGUAUAAUUGGUUCAAUUACUGGUUAUUGUAAAAUAAUGAAACCAAAUCAAAUUGUUAUUAUAUUGCAUAUUACUUGUAUGACUAUAGCAACAAUGACUGAAUUAUGUAUAUCAUUAGGUACAGUAAUGACACCAAAUGAAUUCAUUACAAAUGCUAAUUAUACAUUAAAGGAUUCGCUGAAUUAUUAUGAUAUACAUCCAUUAUAUCAUGAACAAUUUGAACAAUUACAAACUGAUUAUAAAUGUUGUGGAAGUUCAAUGUUUACAGAUUAUCGAAGAACUAAUAAUAGUUUACCAGCAAGUUGUAAAAAUAAUGAAACUAUUUAUACAAUGGGAUGUGCUGAAGUAUUAAAUAAUUACACUUAUAAAUAUAUCGAUGGAAUAUUGGCUUUAUGUUUUAUAUUUACAAUGAUUAAAAUUAUUUAUAUAUUAAUUUCAAUUUGGAUGAUACGUAGAUCAUCUACUGGUAAAGAUCCACACAUUCUUGAAUGUUGUUGAAAGAAAAAAAAAGUAAAAAGAAAAUCUCAAUGUUUUCAUAUUUUCUAUUGAAGAAGAAAAAAAAAGAAAAGAAAAAAAACAAUUAAAUCAAUAUUAUUCCAAUAAAAUUGAUCAUUAUUGAUUAAAUUAUUUAAAAUAAACAAUUUAUUUAUUUACUUUUAAUAUCCAAUGACAAAUCAUUUAACAUUCGGGGGGGGUUUUUCCCUUUUUUUCAUAUUUCAAAUGUUUAUCAUGACAAAAUAUUACAUCAUAUUGUUAUUACAUCAUAUCAUUUGUUUGUUUUUGUUUUUUGUUUCUUAUUCAAUAUUAUUAACAGUACAGAUAUAAGAGAAUAUAGAAUAU
This is a messenger RNA of Schistosoma mattheei, 1090 nucleotides long. The record is from the annotation of a GenBank genome assembly. NCBI's taxonomy places the organism in Eukaryota, Metazoa, Platyhelminthes, Trematoda, Strigeidida, Schistosomatidae.